GGAGGUCAUCGGCGUCAAAGCAGCGGAGAACAACCCAAUGCGAUGGUGCAAGACAGCACAGCUGCUCUGAGGGUGAAACGCAACAGAUGAGCGGAUAGACACAGCUGCUGCUCUACUGACUUACAAACGCUGCUCUGGAUAACCGGAAAGAAUGAACACAAACGACGCGAAGGAUUACCUCUCCAAACGACAGAUCCCUCACCUUUUUGAGAGUAUGUUAACAGGGCUGAUGUACCACAGGCCUGAGGACCCUUUGGCAUUCUUGGAGAGUUGCCUGCAGAAAACACGAGACCUCGGGGGUCCUGAAUGUGUGGCCUGGGACACUUUUAUUACACCUGAUCGAAAACCUCUACCACCAAUCACCCCGGCACAGGGAAAGAAAGCCCCCUGCAAACUCGACAGUGGUCCUGGUCCAGUCCCUGGACCUUACCGUCGAUAUGACAGGCUGCCACCAAUCCAGGCCCAGUUCUCCAUAGAAAGUGACUCAGAUAUGACCGAGUCCUCAGGGCUCAUACAGGAAUAUGAUGUCUUUGACCCAUCAAAACCACGACCACACAUCAUAUUCAUCAUAGGUGGCCCGGGCAGUGGGAAGGGCACUCAGACAGCUAAACUUGCACACUGCUAUGAUUACGAACAUGUGUCAGUGGGGGAAAUUUUAAGGAAUCAGUUGCUACAUCAUGCCCCCAGUGACAGGAAAUGGGAGCUGAUUGCUCAGAUCAUUGCCAACGGAGAACUGGCACCUCAGGAAACAACUAUUGAAGAGCUAAAACAUCAGUUUAUCAAAAAGCAGGAUGCUAAAGGAUUCAUUGUGGAUGGAUUCCCCAGAGAGAUCUCACAGGCGUUUACCUUUGAGGAGCAGAUUGGCUCCCCAGACUUGGUGAUUUUGCUUGCCUGCUCCAAUCAGCAGCUCCGACAGCGUCUGGAGAAAAGAGCAUCCCAGCAGGGCCGUCCCGACGACAAUACUCAUGCUAUUGAGAAGAGACUAGAUACUUUCAAACACAAUAUCACACUCAUUGCCAAGUACUACCAGGAGCGAGGACUUAUUGUAAGGAUCGAUGCCGAUCGAGAAGAAGACGACAUUUUCACAGACAUUUGUGCCAUUGUAAAGGAGAGAUUGUUUCCUAGCGACCCAAAUGCAAGCAGUACUGAAGAUCUUUAGAGGGACGUCUAAACAUCCAAACAGCUGCUGCCAUUAAAUCCAAAAUGUCAAAAGCAGCCUGCCAAACAUUUUGUUUUACCAUGAUUUUUCAUCAAUAAACUUGCGGGUCAGAAUCGAGGAUCAGGGAAAAGGGUCCAGGAAGUAAUGUAAUACACUGUAUAAUUUACACUUGUUGUUGCCUUGUAUUUCACUGUGAAUCUUCUCUGUACAACUUUUACAGUAAUUUAAUAAGAAUGACUUUUUAGAGCAGAACCUUUUCUGUUUCUGAAUUUUAAUGUUGCUUACUUGAAUAAUGUUAAUAUAUAUUUGGAGCUCAAGCCAGAAAUAAUGUGAGCUGUUAAAAAACUCACCAAAGUAUAAUACAGUGUCAAAUACAAUAAACAUAAAAUGUUUUCAAACAAAUUACUUCAUCUAUUCCUGCCAAAACACUAAAUGGAGUAAAUGAUUAAUAAUUAAUAACUAA
Molecule: messenger RNA, 1622 nt
Organism: Labeo rohita (rohu)
Lineage: Eukaryota; Metazoa; Chordata; Actinopteri; Cypriniformes; Cyprinidae
Gene: ak5l
Product: adenylate kinase 5, like
Exons: 8
Coding region: 152-1159 (335 amino acids)
Biological process (GO): nucleoside triphosphate biosynthetic process
Cellular component (GO): cytoplasm; cytosol
Molecular function (GO): ATP binding; AMP kinase activity
Source: RefSeq, a predicted model, not a curated record